This is a messenger RNA of Girardinichthys multiradiatus, 2416 nucleotides long. Its product is annotated as leukocyte cell-derived chemotaxin 1-like. The record is from RefSeq and is a predicted model, not a curated record. Gene Ontology annotation, biological process: negative regulation of angiogenesis; negative regulation of endothelial cell proliferation. Lineage: Eukaryota; Metazoa; Chordata; Actinopteri; Cyprinodontiformes; Goodeidae. The transcript has 7 exons. Bases 57 to 1007 code for a protein of 316 amino acids.
UGGGGGGAGUUGGUGAACUGGGGCUUAAAAAGGUAUUUGUCUGUUUGGCUCCAGUCAUGGCCAGGAGCUUAGAGAAAGUACCCAUCGCAACGGCAGAACCAGAGGACCUACAUCAGUUCAUGCCUCUGGCUCACUCCGCCGUGGUGGUGAAACCAGCCUCCACCGGACGCUUCCUGAAGGCCGGGAUCGCUGUGCUCAUAACCGGAGCUGUCCUGCUGCUGCUGGGAGCCGCUGGGGCUUUCUACUUUUGGAACCACAAUGAAAAACAUGUCUACAAUGUCCACUACACCAUGAGCAUCAAUGGCAAAGUGGAGGAGGGCUCGAUGGAGAUCGACUCUGCCAACAACAUGGAGAGGUUCAGCACGGGCAGUGGGGCGGACGAGGCACUGGAGGUCCAUGACUUCGAGAUUGGAAUUACAGGGAUCCGGUUUUCAGGAGGAGACAAGUGCUACAUUAAGACCCAGGUUAAAGCCCAGCUCCCUGAUGUGGAGCCUCUGAACAAGGACUCAGCACCAUUUGAACUGGACGAGGAGGUGAUGCCAGCCAAAUUCGAGGACGAUCUGAUCUUGGUGGCUGCAGGCCCGCCUCUGUCUGACUCCUCCUUCCUCAGCAGCAAGAUCAUGGACCUGUGUGGAGACCUACCAAUCUUCUGGCUCCGUCCGACAUACUCACCCAGCGGCCAGAGGGGGAGCAGAGCCGCCCCCCGCCAGCGCAGGCAGGCGGCUGCUACGAAGGACUACACGGACGUGGAGGCAGAGCUCAACCCGGACAACCCCUAUCAGCGAGGACUCGAGGGCGAGCAGGGCACCAUGGACAUCGACCCCAUACUGGACCACCAGGGCGUGUGCUGCAACGAGUGCCGUCGCAGCUACACUUACUGCCAGAGGAUCUGCGAGCCGCUCGGGGGCUACUAUCCUUGGCCGUACCACUAUAGAGGCUGCAGGGUGGCCUGCAGAGUUAUCAUGCCCUGCAAGUGGUGGGUGGCCCGCAUCCUGGGGCUGGUGUGAGGAAACCCUUUAUUCUCCUGAGACAUGGUAGAGCCCAGGACAGAGGAAUGAGUGAGGGAUGGGGUUCAAAAAGUGGUGAGACCAAAGGAAAAAUAAUAAAAAAGGAGGGAGAGUUAAUAAUUACCAUAGGUAGAUGAGUCUAAGCAUAUUUGUACAAAAGGAACUGCAUUAGUAGCUGCGUUUGUGAAUUCUCAGUGCAUAUAAAGCUGAUCUAACAUUGAAAGGCAACACAGCGGCUGCAAAUCUUUUUAUCCUUAUAAAACACAUCCACCAGUUACUAAUCUGGGGUCUUCUAAACUAAAGCAAAACAUGCUACCAAAGAAACAGAGGUGGUGGUAUCCCUUCAAGUAAACGCAUAGAAUUGCUUGUAUUGUUAGAGCUGAUUGUCCUUACAUCGUCCAAAGUUCUGUACAUAAACAUCUAUGAAGAACUCCAGUAGUGGUCAGGGAAUUUACAGAACCUUACAAUAGGAUAUAUACAUCUAGAGAAGUUUUGUCACCAUACAAUCAAAAACCCAAUGUAUUACAUUGGGUUUUUAUGUGAUAGACCAGCACAAAUUACCGCAUAAAUUAGUGGAAGGAUGACAUAUGGCUUUCGCAUUUUUUUCACAGCUACAAGAAAAAGUGGCACCUUUUACUCUGAUACCCUGAAAUAAAAUCCAGUGCAAGACUUUGCAAUUAGAAAUCUCCUAACAUGGUGGUGGCAGCAUCAUGCUGUGGGGAUGUUUCUUUUUUUUCCAGCAGAGAAAGGGUAACUGGAUAGUUAGUGGGGAGAGCUAAAGGGCAGACACUAAACGUACAGCCAGAGCUACACGAGAUUGUUUCGAUUAGAAUUGCAUAAUAUAUUGAUUUGCAAUCAUUGCAAUAUCAAUACGUGUAAAUAACAAAUACAGAUGCAAGAUUUGGCUAAAUAUAAGCUUUCAGGUUCUUUUGCUUGCCAAAAAAUAUUAGGCCAAUCAAACAGACCUCCAGUGUUUUAUGUCCACAGCUGCUUUAAAUCCCGGUGACCAAGAGGCUAACACUCAGAAAGAGAAGAGGGGACCUCUGUGGCUCAAUCGCAAACAAAAUAGUCAUCAGAAUAAUAUUGCAAUAUCAUUGUUUCUUAGUAUUGUUCAGCCCUAGCUUACAUCAACAGAUAUCCAUGUUAGAACUGCCCAAGGUCCUAAAUGUGAACAGGUUCAAGGGACAUGACUACCUAUGCAAGGCCCUGUAAAUGGCCCUUCACUUCACUGGGCAGAAGAAAUAUGUCUUAAAUCUUCUUAAAUCUUAAUUUCAUCCUCAUUAGAUACUUUAAUGAAAACAAUGUACUGUACCUUUCCUCUUUUAAAUUUUCAUCUAAAUGUUUUAUCUUCACUCAGAACUUCUCAAAGUGCAAUAUCAUGAAAUAAACCUUUUUUUUUUUUAGGUAAA